UCAUUGCGUCUGUGUUGAGUGCAGUAAUUUCAAAAUCGUCGUUUCCUACAAGUUUUUACUGAAGAUUAGCAAAAAAUUUAAGCAUGGAGGGUUCCGUGUCGAAUGUGGAGAUCUGUAAUUUAGCAUACAGCGGACAGUACGAGAAAGUAAAACAGUGUAUUUUGUCAAAUAAAACGCUUGCUAACAAAACGGACCAGGAUGGUAGAACCGCUCUACACUGGGCUUGUUCAGCUGGGCACACCAGUAUCGUGACGUUUCUGCUUGAACUGGGACUUGAUGUGAAUCUCCAAGAUGAUGCCUCUUGGAGUCCUUUGCACAUUGCUGCCUCUGCAGGCAGAGAGGACAUAGUGACAUCUUUGAUCAGCAAAGGAGCUCAGCUGAACUCAGUCAAUCAAAAUGGAUGCACCCCUCUGCACUACGCCGCCUCCAAAGACAGAUACGAGAUUGCCUUGCUGUUGCUGGAAAAUGGAGCAGACCCCAAUGCUACUGACAAGUUGGAUUCCACCCCACUUCACAGGGCGUCAGCUAAAGGCAACUACCGUCUCAUCCAGCUGCUUCUCAAACAGAGCGCCUCAACAAACAUCCAGGACUCGCAGGGCAAUACACCUCUCCACCUGGCAUGCGAUGAGGAGCGUGUCGAAGCAGCCAAGCUACUGGUGGAACAUGGGGCCAGCAUUUACAUCGAGAACAAAGAGGAGAAGACCCCACUCCAGGUAGCUAAGGGUGGCUUAGGAAACCUACUUCGUCGAAUUGUGGAGGGUUGAUGCUUUAAGGGAAUUGUUCAUGCUUCGACUGAAAUUCCCA
Molecule: messenger RNA, 804 nt
Organism: Nematolebias whitei (Rio pearlfish)
Lineage: Eukaryota; Metazoa; Chordata; Actinopteri; Cyprinodontiformes; Rivulidae
Gene: psmd10
Product: proteasome 26S subunit, non-ATPase 10
Exons: 5
Coding region: 84-764 (226 amino acids)
Molecular function (GO): protein binding
Source: RefSeq, a predicted model, not a curated record